AUAAUGCUGAAUCUUUUGAUAGCUAUGUACAGUAACAUUUUUGAGGACGUCCAUACAAAAUCGAUGAUUUAUUGGUCUGAGCUACAGACAUCUUUUCUUGAGGAAUAUAGUAUUCAAACAAUAUUUCCAAUACACCUCGAGUUACUUACCUUACCGGGAACAGUAGUUGCAAUUGUGUGGCUUUUCUGCGCAAAUCUACGACAGAAGAAUUCUGACGAAAAUUAUCGUACUAAAGAGCUUAAUCAUCACCCACAAUUUGUCAGAGUUUUUCUCUUUGAUUCUAAUUAUGAUUUGCAACUUAAAUCGCCAGAAGCAGAGGAGACAAAGACUCAAAAAGACCAAGGGAAAAUAGAUGUUAACACAGUUACGAGAGAACCUGACUCUAAUAGCACAAAGCAAGAAAUACAAAACGAGAGUAAUAACAGGAUAACUCAAGAGAUAAUCAACAGACUUAAAAAUCUGGAAGGUAGCUUAACAGAAUUAAAGGAUACAAAGAAAAUGAUGAUGGACAAAUUGCAAAGUAUGGAAGAAAGUUUAAAACACGGUUCUAGAAAUGAUAUGAAUGGAUCUUAGUCUAAUGUCUUCUGUAGACGAUCUGAAUGAUAUAAUCGUAGUAACAAUACAUCCUGAGUACAAUAUAGGGAUUUGUAAUGAGAGAGAACUGUGCUAUUUUUCUAAAUUUUAGAUAGACCAAUUUGAAAUAUAAAUAUGUUGAUAGAGAAUUGUUUUUCAUUUAAUCAAAAUAUCAUGUUAAGUAAAUGAUUUUAACGUUCAGAAA
Molecule: messenger RNA, 778 nt
Organism: Mytilus californianus (California mussel)
Lineage: Eukaryota; Metazoa; Mollusca; Bivalvia; Mytilida; Mytilidae
Exons: 7
Coding region: 4-573 (189 amino acids)
Biological process (GO): calcium ion transmembrane transport
Molecular function (GO): ligand-gated calcium channel activity
Source: RefSeq, a predicted model, not a curated record